GCCAGAAAAAGAACUUAAUGAUCUUCAGACAAGAUUAAAUAUGAACAUUAUUAAAGUCAAUUGUGAAAUUAGAACGGGAUAUGAGGGUAUGGCUGAAAGAUUCGGUUUAAUGGUAAGAAUGUAUGGGCUUAAAGAGAAAAUUAAUUAUCAACCGACAAACCCAGAAUUAAAUAUUAAUUAUGCCAUUACUGAGUUUGUUUCAUGUGAUAUAAAAUAUAGAG
This is a messenger RNA of Funneliformis caledonium, 221 nucleotides long. The record is from the annotation of a GenBank genome assembly. Lineage: Eukaryota; Fungi; Glomeromycota; Glomeromycetes; Glomerales; Glomeraceae.